This is a messenger RNA of Nematocida ausubeli, 696 nucleotides long. RefSeq lists its product as uncharacterized. Lineage: Eukaryota; Fungi; Microsporidia. The annotation marks the transcript as partial. The record is from RefSeq and is a predicted model, not a curated record. The transcript has a single exon.
AACAUAAUAGGAAGCACUGAGCUAGGCAAUUUUCAUAUUCAGAUGCAAAUACUCCCAUCAGUUGUAUUUGCAGACCUGCAAACCAACAGUAAACCCUACUACCCAAAUAUACAACUGUCAGAGAGUGUAUAUAUAGUUGUUAUGGGUUCUAAAGAAUCCUAUGAACUUGCUAGAUACGUACUAGAUUGUGAUAUAUCUAUUUUUAUAACCUGGAUUAAGCGCUACAUAAGCAUAUUUGAUUCGUGUGUUGAGUAUGAAAUUAUUAGUGUAUUGAACAUGAUAAUAACUAGACCUGUUUAUGAACAUAUAUUUAGAGACCAAAACAUGGAGUAUGCUUAUGCGAUUGAUGAGGCUUUAGCACGAGACUAUCCCGAAAAGAAAGAUUACAUAAUAAGUAGUCUCCACUAUAUAUGGUUCUUGUAUCUUACUUCGGAGGAAAGUCUAAAUAUGGAGUUGAUUAAGUCAAAUUUUAAUGCCAUUGGCACUCCAAACAACUCCAUAAUGCAUGCCUUUACAUACGAUGAUAAGCAGAAAUUUAUUCAAAUGCUCCAAAAACUGAAGGAACAGCUAUGUAGUGACAAAGACUCUAUCGCCAUUUUUAAUAAUCUUAUUAGAUUAUAUAGCCCAAGCUCUGGAAUCUUCUCAUGGUUUUACAAAGUUAUAGACUUUUUAAGUAGAAUUUUCUAUGCGUUCUAA